AUGACCGCCACAAAGGCCCAGUCUCAAAAAAUCUUCGAGAAACUCAAGUCGAAGCCUGCCAACAAGAUAUGUUUCGACUGUGGCCAGAAGAACCCGACUUGGUCGUCCGUCCCGUUCGGUGUUUACCUGUGUCUCGACUGCUCUUCGAAUCAUAGGAAUCUGGGUGUCCAUAUCUCAUUUGUGAGGUCGACAAACCUGGAUGUGUGGCAAUGGAGCCAGCUGAGGACCAUGAAAGUCGGAGGGAACGAAUCGGCCACCAAGUUCUUCCAGUCCAACGGUGGAAGUGCGGCCCUGGCCAGCAAAGAUGCCAAAGUCAAAUACACUUCCAACGCUGCGAACAAGUAUAAGGAAGAGCUAAAGCGCAGGGCAGCAAGGGACGCCGAAGAAUACCCAGAGGAAGUGGUCAUUACCGACGACAGUGCAUCUACCCCUGCCGAUAACUCGUCGACACCAGCCAGCGAACCAGCCGAUGACUUCUUUUCCUCCUGGGACAAACCGACUAUUAAACGACCUAGCAAUCCUCCGUCACGCAGCGGUACACCUCCGGUGGUUUCCCGUACAGCGUCCCCUUUCCUCUCAGCCAACAACACUACCAACGGCAGCGCCUCACGCCCCAAAUCUCCCUCUCCGCUGUCAUCGGCUGCCAACGACGCUGAAAAUGCCCUUCCCGCUCCGACGGCGAUUCGCACUACCUCCUCAUCUGCAAUCCGUAAAGGACCGUCCGCGGGGGGCGGAGCCAAACGCACCAAUAUUCUGGGCGCAAAGAAGACACAGAAACUUGGUGCCAAGAAGAUUGCGGGCGACGAGAUUGACUUUGAGGCCGCCGAAAAGGCCGCAAAAGCCGAAGCAGAGAGGAUAGAGAAGCUCGGCUACGAUCCCGAGUCGGAGAAAGCUGAAGAACUGGCCAAGAACAAAGCCGCGGGUUUUGGUGCCACUACCAAAGAAGUCCCAGCCGCAGCCAUCACUCCCAAGGUUGGCCCUACCGCUAAUCCGACCCAUGCCCGAAGUCCCAGCGAGGUCGAACGGUUGGGUAUGGGUGUAGGCAGAUUGGGGUUUGGGCAGAUCGGCACAAACAAGUCUGCUGCGUCGACGGCAGCGGCACCCAAGAAACUAGGCUUUGGCAGUGUUGGCGCAAGCAAAGCUCCUGUGGAUGAUGAGUCGGAACAAUACGCGCGCCAGAAAUUCGGCACUCAAAAAGGCAUAUCAUCCGACGAGUUUUUCGGGCGCAACGCCUUCGACCCAUCCGCCCAAGCCGAAGCCAAGACGCGCCUCCAAGGCUUCGAGGGCGCCACGAGCAUUUCGUCCAACGCGUACUUCGGCCGACCUGAGGACGACCUGACGGGUCUUGAGAGUGGCGAGUAUGGGGAUAUCGAGACUGUCGCCAAGGAUUUCGUCCGCCGCCUCGGUCUUACCGCGGGCGACGAUCUCGAGAAUCUGAUCAAUGUCGCUGGAGAAGGUGGGAGGCGGUUGAGAGGUGCGGUGGCGCGCUAUCUGAACAGCUAA
Molecule: messenger RNA, 1503 nt
Organism: Capronia epimyces CBS 606.96
Lineage: Eukaryota; Fungi; Ascomycota; Eurotiomycetes; Chaetothyriales; Herpotrichiellaceae
Exons: 5
Coding region: 1-1503 (500 amino acids)
Biological process (GO): COPI coating of Golgi vesicle
Molecular function (GO): GTPase activator activity
Source: RefSeq, a predicted model, not a curated record